Stegastes partitus (bicolor damselfish) is the source of this 4295-nucleotide messenger RNA. It is a transcript of the gene nr2c2, whose product is annotated as nuclear receptor subfamily 2, group C, member 2. Gene Ontology annotation, biological process: regulation of DNA-templated transcription. The transcript is spliced from 15 exons. Gene Ontology annotation, molecular function: sequence-specific DNA binding; zinc ion binding; DNA-binding transcription factor activity. The record is from RefSeq and is a predicted model, not a curated record. Bases 176 to 2068 code for a protein of 630 amino acids. Lineage: Eukaryota; Metazoa; Chordata; Actinopteri; Pomacentridae.
AGGGAAAAAAAAAAAAAAAAAAAAACCUGAACCAUCAUCAGCGCGCUGCGGUGCGGGGUCACGAACUAUGACCUUUAACAGAAGAAAACCAAAACAUAUAUUUUAUAAAAUAGCAGAGCGUCCUAAAUCUGUGACCGCCGCUUCCCGGAGACCUCACUAAUGACCUUACAUCAUCAUGACGACCAACCUGAAUCUGCUCUCUCAGCAGAAAAUGGACUCUGAGCAUGAGGCAGAGGCGCCAUCCUCUCCAUCAGACUCAGUAAUGACUGAGUCUCCACAGCGCUUUCAGGUCAUCUCCACUGAGCCUGCCACAACACCGCAGCGAAUACAGAUUGUAACCGACCAGCAGACAGGUCAGAAGAUCCAGAUAGUGACAGCGAUGAACCCGUCCAGUGCUCCCAAGCAGCAGUUCAUUCUGACUACGGCUGACAGCUCAGGGGCAGGCAAGGUUAUCCUGGCCUCACCAGACAGUCACAACACUAAGCAGCUCAUCUUCACUGCUGCAGACAGCCUGAUGCCAGGAAGGAUACAGAUUGUCACAGAUCCCGUGUCAAUGGAACGGUUGUUAGGACAGUCAGGGGAUUUGAGCCGACCACAGCCGGUGGAGUACUGUGUGGUGUGCGGGGACAAGGCUUCAGGGCGUCACUACGGAGCAGUCAGUUGCGAAGGAUGUAAAGGUUUCUUCAAGCGGAGUGUGAGGAAGAAUCUGACCUACAGCUGCCGCAGCAAGCAGGACUGUGUCAUCAACAAGCACCACCGCAAUCGCUGCCAGUUCUGUCGACUGAGGAAAUGCCUUAAGAUGGGGAUGAAGACUGAGUCUGUCCAGAGUGAGAGAAAGCCCAUUGAUAUAGUGCCCAGAGAGAAGCAUGCCAACUGCGCUGCCUCCACCCAAAAGAUCUACAUUCGCAAGGACCUGAACAGUCCUCUCAUCGCCACACCAACCUUUAUCUCCGACACAGAGACCGAUGGCUCCAGAUCCAGCCUACUCGACCAGGGGAUGCUGGUUAACAUCCAGCAGCCGGUCAUCCAGAGUGAUGGAACUUUGCUGCUUGCAACUGACUCAAAGAUGGAUUCUGGGCAGAGUGAUUUGGGGACGCUAGCUAAUGUGGUGACAUCAUUGGCCAAUCUGAGUGACUCACUAAAAGAAAACCUGAACAAUGGUGAUACCUCAGACAGCCAACACGAGGAGUCUGCCAGCGAGAUAACACGUGCCUUUGACACCCUGGCCAAGGUCUUCAACCCACCAGACGUAGGGGUCAGACAGAAUGUGGCUGAUAAGUCACAGUGUGUCAGUGGGACAACGAUCCAGCUGAUUGGUCGAGACCAGGAGACCCCCAUCAUCGAGGUGGAGGGACCACUGCUCACAGAUAGCCAUGUCGGCUUUAAACUGACGAUGCCCAGUCCAAUGCCUGAAUAUCUGAAUGUACACUACAUCUGCGAGUCGGCAUCCAGACUUCUCUUCCUCUCGAUGCACUGGGCACGUUCCAUCCCUGCCUUCUCAGCUCUUGGUCAGGAGGCGAACACCAGUUUGGUGCGAGCCUGCUGGAACGAGCUGUUCACUCUGGGUCUUGCUCAGUGCGCUCAUGUGAUGAACCUGUCAACCAUCCUCGCUGCCAUCAUCAACCACCUUCAGAGCAGCAUCCAGGAUGACAAGCUGUCAGGAGAGAGAGUGAAGCAGGUGAUGGAGCAUAUCUGGAAGUUCCAGGAGUUCUGCAACAGCAUGACGAGGCUUGAGACUGACAGUUACGAAUAUGCCUACCUAAAGGCUAUAGUGUUAUUCAGCCCUGAUCAUCCAGGUGUGGACAGCAGCGGGCAGAUAGAGAAGUUCCAGGAAAAAGCUCUAAUGGAGCUGCAGGACUACGUGCAGAAAACCUACCCAGAAGACACCUACAGGCUGACGCGUAUCCUGACUCGUCUACCCGCCCUGCGCCUAAUGAACUCAAGCAUCACAGAGGAGCUCUUCUUCACUGGCUUAAUAGGUAACGUCUCUAUUGACAGCAUCAUUCCCUACAUCCUCAAGAUGGAGACGGCUGAGUAUAACAGCCAGGACUCGGACUCUACAGAAUGACACCCCAUCACUCCCAGCACCCAGAACUGUCAAUUUAAAGAUUAGUGAGUCUCCACUUCAGGUACACUCUUUGUCUCUCGAGGAAUGCAGUGUUGAACUGCAGUCCAAAAUCCUGCAACAGCCCCUUGUUUUCUAACAAUACAUGGGGUAAAGACAUUCAGGAAUACAUAGUAGACUAAAAUAACACAGCAUUGGAAAGCCAGGAUGACUGGGAUGAAUGUUUUCUGGAGCUGAUGCAGUCAGACGCUAUGAACUAAAUGACAAAAGAAUCCUCUGCAGCUGCAGCUGUGCUCAUCUCCUUUAAUGUCAUUAUAGCACUUCAGCCUAAUAACAUUACCUUUUGACCUAAGCCUUUUAAAAUGUUGUAAAUGUAUCUAAGCCUUACCAUGCACUCUCAUGCUGAUCAUAGUUUAACAGUUGCUUUAGAUGCCGAUAUCAGAUGAGAUACACAAACACAGUCCAGAAUCAAAAAGUCAUAUCAACACGAACAGUACACGUGGAAGAGGAAGCUCACCUGUGUACUGAAAGAAGUCUGAUUACUCUGAACAUGUAAAGAAUUAGUUUGCAUUUGCAAAGAUCAACCCAGUAGAAACUGCAAGUUUACUGACUGUGCUGAUAAAUUUGGUUUUAACAAAGUAUGAAUUUUGUGAGUGCUUUACAAAAAUGAAACAUGUUUUCUCUUUUUCCAGUUUUCACACAAUUGGCAUUUAUGUACAGUUCGUUAAUUAAAUCAGUUGGAAAGAUGACUUCAAUCAGGCAUAAGUACCAAACCUCAACUAUAUUACUUUAUCUGUAAAGUACUUAAAUAGCCUGGCUGUCAUAGCAUCGAGCUUGCACACAGUGCAUUCUUAGCUCAACUACAACACAACUAAUGUCUAAUUUCAUUCUUUCAGUUUUACUUUUAACUUAUAAUUGCAAAAAUUGCAUAAGCCAAAAUAACCGGUUCAAUUGACCAUGUGUCUUUUCCUAUAUUAAAAAACAUCUCAGAGAUUUUUUAUGUGCAUGUGUGUUUAUGUGGUACACUUAUUCCUAGGUUAUCAUGAAUAUGUUGCUAACAUGAUCUGUGCAAUCACCUCAUCACUUUUCCCUUUAUGACAAUCAAUUAUGUGUUGUUUCCUUCUGUCCCAUUGGUGUCAUGACUGUGCUUCUUAAUUUGCUUUUUCUGUGUGUAUUUAUCAGUGGCAAUUAUUUCCUUUAAGGAAUGCAAUUAUCUUAAAGAUUUGGGUUCAGAAAUUUAACUUAUGUGUAGCUAUGCUACUGUUUUUGUACUUGUACUGUUUGCUUUUGUAUUCUGGUGCACAUCAAUCAGCUUUCGUGGCAUUCCACUGCAUUCAUGCUGACUAAACUUUGUGUUUUGUAUGUUUUCUGUAAACUUUUAUUUGUUGUGAACAAAUUUGCUUGUUGGAUACUAAGUGUACUUAAAGUACUUUUGGGCAGGUUUCCCUGAUUUAACAAAAGAGUGGAAUUUUCUGGGAAGCCAGUCAUGAGUGCAUUGAUGUCUUGAAGACAAUAUGGAGAUAUGCAUGGGCUUACCCUCUGGUCUAAUGGUUCAAAAAAGCAUCUACAGCAACAUGAAUGAUAAUGGGGAUGUAAAUAAGUCAACAAUGACCAUGUCUUGUGAAAUAAAUGUCAGUUCUAAUAUUUGGGUUGAAAACCCGUACAGACUGUUUGUAAAGGCACUGGUGUGAAACGACCUUUGUACAUGUAAUUUCAUUAAAAUGAGUGCAUGUUGUUUUUAAGCAGGGUUUUAUAAUCUUGUCGCUGUCUGCCCUAAUAAGGAGCAUUGUUAUAAUUUUUAUAGUGCAUUGCAGUGCAUGAAGAAGUUGCUUAAGCGCAUUUUAUUAAAUGCUGUAUGAAAAAAUAUUCAUUUAAAUGUUGUGGCUUUAAGAUAUUUACCAUGAGCAGCUCCCACAUUAGAGGAUAUUAGAGCUUUUUUUGUUAUUUUUUUGUGGAUUAAGUAUCCUAUGGUUAAAAUUUUAUACGGUGUAAAUGUACUUUGUUUUUCUGCUCAUGUAAAAUGUAUUUCUUCAAACAUUGAGAUUGAGAAAUUCAAACAUUCAUGUUUUGCUGAAGUUGGUCACAACCUUACAUUUCUACCUCACACCGAUGAAGAUAUAAAACAAAUGUAUUAAUGACUGAGCUCCUGUAUCAGCAUUCCAGUCUCUAAGGCUGGCUUCUCUGAAGCCACACAUUUUAAACUAAAUAAACAGUUACUCAUGAAAUAUAA